AAAUAGUUUAAAACGUGUAAACUGAGACAGAAUGUUCAUUGGGACUUCCGCUGGGGCCCACGGGUCUUAAACAGGCGGUCUGCGCCUUUUAGUGACGGGGGACUGUGUAACAUGAGUCGGGAUGAAAACUAUGCUCCGGAUCCGGCAGCCAGUGCAGAUGCUGUUCGCCAAAGACAGAGAGGAGGUGCAUGAUGGAACCCGUCCCGCUGCUGCUCGUCCUACUCUCAUGUUUGCCGUGCGCCUCGGCAGUAUACACCGGGCCCCUCCAACCGGAGAUCUCCAAUGGCACCUUCCACCACUUCUUUGUCCCGGACGGAGAUUACGAGGAGACGGUAGACCCGGAGGAGUGCCAGAUGCUGUUUAAAUUCUCGGACGUUUAUCCCUGUGGGGCCUCUGAAGAGAGGGACUCCGUAGUGAGGGACGACUUCAUCAUCUCCAAGCUGCAGGCGGAGGACACGGCGCGCCUGCUGGAGAGCAUCGGCCGCACCGUGACGCAAGACCUGGACGGAGAGGACAGCUACGGCAAGUUCCUCCAGAGGGAGAUCUCUCAGAUCGGCGAGGCUUUUUCAGACGUGGACAAGUCUCUGCUGGAGCUGGAGGUAAAGUUUAAAGAAAGUCAGGAAACAGAGUUGAGAGAGGAGCAGCAGCUGAACGGAUAUGUGAUGAAGCAAGUGAGUGACAUCCGGGGAGCUCUGAGGGAGACUACUGACAUCUCCGUGGGGCUGAAAGAUAAACACGAGCUGCUGUCUCUCAUCAUCCGCAGCCAUGGCACCAGACUGAGCCGCCUGAAGACAGAAUUUCUCAAUGUUGGCUCAUAGUGUGCUUAUUGAAAGCUUAGUGUGUGUGUUUGUGAGGGAAUGUGUGUGAGUGUUUGAGAAACAGACCCUCCAGUUCAACAAACAACUGGAAAGUUAUGUGUGGCUUAUGAAUAAUAUCUUGAAUAUCUCUGACCUUUGGUUACCCACCCCUUGAACAUGUGACAUUGAAGGAAGCUAUAACACAAACAUGAAGGCAUUCCUCUGAGUCAUGAGGGAAAUGUGAACAUAAAUUAUAUCUGCAUGGAGCCAAGACUUUCAAGUGGAGUUAUCAGCAUCUAAAUCUAUAUUAUAGCAAUUGUUUUGUCUGAAUGGUUUAAAUUAUGUUGUGUAUAUACAACUUAACUGAUACAAUGUUUAUUAUUCAUACAAUAUCUUAAUUUCCCCUUUUACUUUAACAAAUGUUACUCAUACUUUACUUAUUUGUCCUGAGACACAAACUAUACUUUAUUUUUUAAAACAAUCUCCACCUUUUGAAGUUUGAGGUUUACAUAAACAGUAACAAUAAAAAUGUUAAAAAUCGGAACUUUUGAUUUGUCCGUCACAUCAAAUCAAAUCAAAUCAAAUCAAGUGCUAUAUAUAUAGCACAUGUCACAAGUGUAGUUGGCACUUAAAGUGGCAGACCUGACUGUCCCAUCGAGUGGACUUGGUUAAUUGACGUCUAAAGUCUGUCAUUGCCUCCCAUUUCCAUCUGGAAGUCAUCUACUGGAAUAUAAAGUAUGUUUGUCCAAGGCGACCACUGUCGUCAUUAUCUAUUCCUUUCUCUUUCAUGAUCUAUAAAGUGUGUGGUUUAUAUGAAAUGUCUUUGUGUUGAAAUUCUGAGUGGUUUUGGAUUAUGUCACUGUACUAAAAAAUAUACUUAUAAAUGACGUGCAGCUUGUUUAAAUCUCUUAAAAAUUCAACUCUCUUGCUCUUCUGCUGUCGACAUACAAAUUAUGUUUAGAGACAUUGUUUAUAGGAGGAAAGUUGUUUUAAAAUCGUAUAAAGGCAUUAACUCUACCCUGCAGGGCCACACAGACACAUAAACCUACUCUCAGGAUGUU
Molecule: messenger RNA, 1858 nt
Organism: Trematomus bernacchii (emerald rockcod)
Lineage: Eukaryota; Metazoa; Chordata; Actinopteri; Perciformes; Nototheniidae
Gene: fibina
Product: fin bud initiation factor a
Exons: 1
Coding region: 189-818 (209 amino acids)
Source: RefSeq, a predicted model, not a curated record